Molecule: messenger RNA, 1556 nt
Organism: Diaporthe batatas
Lineage: Eukaryota; Fungi; Ascomycota; Sordariomycetes; Diaporthales; Diaporthaceae
Exons: 1
Coding region: 192-1166 (324 amino acids)
Biological process (GO): transcription by RNA polymerase II
Cellular component (GO): SAGA complex
Molecular function (GO): protein heterodimerization activity; transcription coregulator activity
Source: RefSeq, a predicted model, not a curated record
GGCAGUUCAAGGCUGAAGUCGUGGUCCGGGUCCGUGCACUGCACCACCUCAGGCACCCCAACCCCGAGGAACCACCAAUCUGACCUGGCUGGCCCUUCUCAUUCAUUCCGCACUUGCACGCAACCUUUGAGUGAGUGAUAUCUUUUCAAUCAUUCUUUGCCACAACCACAAGUACUGUCAUUUGGCCCAUCAUGGCGGACAAAGAUGGCAAGCAGUAUAAGUACCGGCAGGAGAUCCAGCAGAUGAUGUACGUCUCGGGCGAGACAGGGGAGCCCUCGAUCGAGACUAUGGGCAUCAUUGAGGAGAUUGUCCGCCAGCAGGUCAUUGAGAUCCUGCGCGCCUGCACGGAGCUCGCCGCGCGCCGUGGCUCACGGUCAAUAACCAUCAACGACCUAAUCUUCCAGAUCCGCGACGAUGCGCCCAAGGUGUCGCGGCUGCGCACGUUCCUGUCAUGGAAAGACGUGCGCAAGAACGUCAAGGACUCGGAGGACAAGGGGGGCGAGGCCGACAUAGGUGCCGCCGAGGACCCGGCGAUGGGCGCCGGCGUGAUGCCGGGUGCGGGUCCCGUGGACGAGGCGGCCAAGAAGAACAAGAAGGCCAAGGUGGGGCUGCCGUGGGAGCCGAGCAGCUUCUACAGCCAGGAGGUUCCCGAGAGGGAGGACGAGGAGGACGAGGAGGAGGAGGAGAUGAACUACAUCACCCUGCAGCGGCUGCGCAAGGCGGACGAGCGGACCAAGGCCAUGACCAAGGAGGAGUACGUGACAUGGUCCGAGUACCGGCAAGCCUCAUUCACGUAUCGCAAGGGCAAGCGGUUCAGAGAGUGGGCGGGGUUCGGCAUCGUGACGGACAGCAAGCCCUCGGACGACAUCGUGGACAUUCUCGGUUUCCUGACCUUCGAGAUGGUCCAGACGCUCACGGAGGAGGCGCUCCGGAUAAAGGAGCAGGAGGACCUGUGGCGGGAGAGGACGGGGGGCGAGAACGCCAGCGGCACGAAGAAGAGGAAGCUGCACCAGGGCUUGUUCGACCCGCCGAGCGAAGGCAGAACGCCGGUGGAGCCGAGGCAUAUUCAAGAGGCAUUCCGGCGGCUCCAGGCCAGGCCGAAGAAGUCACGGGCCAUGCUGAACGGCACCAGGAUCGCCAAGUCGUCAGGCUUGAAGCUAUUCUAAUGAGGGUCUUGGUCAUACAUCUUUGCAGCGUGGGCGUUCUCGGAGGUACACUUGGGACAUUAGCUAUUGUUGCUAAGCAAUCAUUUGAGGGACAGCCUUGGAUACGGAUUGCCAUGUAAAUAAUCACUGCGGGGUCAGAUUCUAUGAUGAUCCAAAACGGGCGUCAUGUCACGGUCCAUUCCCCUGUCUCGAAUUGCAGACAUGUUUGCCCCCCACCGCCUUGCCGGGGGAUUCUCGAAGUACUGUGAAGUGACGAUUGUGUGUUGGAGUUGGUGUCUGCCCGGCGUUUUGGGAAGUGUAAUAAAUUGGGGAUCUGGUCGAGCAGCCGGGCAGCGCACGCAAGCCCCCUGCAGCCUUGCCUGGGCCCGCCACUCCGGACGGUGGGCUCGG